ACGCCGCACCUGCCUCCCCGCUGCUGCUCCUCUCUUUUGACGUCAAGAGAUACCCGUCUCUCUUUCCUUGUCCCUUUGAGAUACCCAUUGCGUGUCCACACGCUCUCUUUCACCCCUCCCACGCCCGCGCCGCCAGUCCUGCACCAUGCAUCCCGAGGUCGAGCAGGAGCUCUCGCACACCCUGCUCAUCGAGCUGCUUGCAUACCAAUUCGCCUCGCCCGUGAGGUGGAUUGAGACGCAGGAUGUCGUGCUCGGCGAGAAGGUCACCGAGCGCAUCGUCGAGGUGGGCCCCGCAGACACGCUCGGGGUGAUGGCGAAGAGAACACUCGCCUCCAAGUACGAAGCACACGAUGCCGCGCUCUCGGUGCAGCGGCAGAUUCUCUGCUACAACAAGGACGCGAGAGACAUCUACUAUGACGUAGAACCAGAGGAGGAGGCGCCUGCGCCCGCGGCGUCUGGCAGCGGAGACGCGCCAGCGGCGCCCUCCUCUGCACCCACUCCUGCAGCAGCUCCUGUGGCGGCACCCGCGCCAGCAGCCAGCGCGGGACCUGCAGCCCAGGUGCCAGAUGCGCCCGUCACAGCGACGGACGUGCUGCGGGCAUUGGUCGCCCAGAAGCUGAAGAAGCCUCUGGCCGACGUGCCCCUCAGCAAGGCCAUCAAGGAUUUGGUCGGAGGAAAAUCCACCCUCCAAAACGAAAUCCUCGGCGACCUCGGAAAGGAAUUCGGCUCGACGCCGGAGAAGCCAGAAGACGUGCCCCUGGACGAGCUCGGUGCGUCGAUGCAAGCGACCUUCAAUGGCCAGCUUGGCAAGCAGUCUUCCUCGCUCAUUGCCCGCAUGGUGUCCUCAAAGAUGCCGGGUGGCUUCAACAUCACAGCCGUGCGAAAGCACCUCGAGAUGCGGUGGGGGCUCGGACAGGGCCGGCAGGACGGUGUGCUACUGUUCGCCCUCACCAACGAGCCCGCGUCACGUCUCGGAUCGGAGAACGACGGAAAGGCCUGGUUGGACGAUAUGGCGAACAAGUACGCGGCCAUAGCUGGAAUCAAUCUAUCCGCCCCGUCGGCGGGCGGCGACGCCGGAGCUGCGGCAGGAGGCAUGAUGAUGGACCCGGCUGCCAUCGAUGCGCUCACAAAAGACCAGCGCGCGCUGUUCAAGCAGCAGCUCGAACUGUUUGCGCGGUACCUCAAGAUGGACCUCCGCGCUGGCGAUAAGGCCUUCGCCGACUCACAGAAGGCCAGUUCCGCUCUCCAGGCUCAACUGGACCUCUGGACCGCCGAGCACGGCGACUUCUACGCCUCUGGCAUUGAGCCCCAAUUCACACCUCUCAAGGCCCGCAUGUACGACUCGUCGUGGAACUGGGCUCGCCAGGACGCUCUCAGCAUGUACUACGACAUCAUCUUCGGCCGCCUCAAGGCUGUCGACCGCGAAAUCGUCAGCCGCUGCAUCCAGAUCAUGAACCGCUCGAACCCCCUCCUCCUCGAGUUCAUGCAGUACCACAUCGACCACUGCCCAACUGAGCGCGGCGAAACCUACGAGCUCGCGAAAGAGCUCGGCCAGCAGCUAAUUGAGAACUGCAAAGACGUCCUUAAUGAAGCUCCCGUUUUCAAGGACGUCGCCGUUCCCACGGCACCUCAUCUGGACAUCGACGGCAAGGGCAGCAUGAACUACGCCGAAGUGCCCAGGCCGAGCGUGCGCAAGCUCGAGCACUACGUUCGCGAAAUGGCUGAAGGCGGAAAGCUCUCCGAGUACGGCAACCGCACCAAGGUCCAGAACGACUUGCAGCGCAUCUACAAGCUCAUCAAGCAGCAGCACAAGCUGUCUAAGUCGUCCCAACUGCAGAUCAAGAGCCUCUACAGCAAUGUCAUCCGCUCGCUUUCGAUGAAUGAGGGUCAGAUCAUGCCCAGCGAGAAUGGCAAAGCUGUCGGCGGUCCUGGCAAGAAGGGCCGCAAUGGCCGCAUCAACGGCCCUACCAAGCAAGGGAAGGUCGAAACUAUCCCAUUCCUACACCUGAAGCGAAAGGACGAUCACGGCUGGGAAUACAGCAAGAAGCUGACCGGCGUCUAUCUCGACUGUCUCGAGCAUGCUGCCAAGGAUGGCGUCACCUUCCAGGGCAAGUACGCGCUCAUGACUGGUGCUGGUGCCGGCUCCAUCGGCGCGGAGGUCCUGCAAGGCCUAAUCAGCGGUGGCGCCAAGGUUGUCGUCACGACUUCGCGCUUCUCUCGUGAGGUGAACGAGUACUAUCAGUCCAUGUACACUCGGUACGGCGCUCGCGGCUCUCAGCUCAUUGUGGUGCCUUUCAACCAGGGCAGCAAGCAAGACGUUGAGGCUUUGGUUGAGUACAUCUUUGACGCCAAGAAUGGCCUUGGUUGGGACCUGGACUACAUUGUCCCCUUCGCCGCCAUCUCCGAGAACGGUCGUGAGAUCGACGGACUGGAUUCCAAGUCCGAACUCGCCCACCGUAUCAUGUUGACCAACCUUCUCCGCCUGCUUGGCGAGGUCAAGAAGCACAAGCAGGCUCACGGCUAUGAGACCCGUCCCGCACAGGUCAUCCUGCCCCUUUCUCCCAACCAUGGAACCUUCGGCAACGACGGAAUGUAUGCGGAAUCCAAGAUUGCUCUAGAGACUCUCUUUACCAGGUGGCACUCUGAGAGCUGGGGCAGCUUCCUCACCAUUUGCGGAGCUAUUAUCGGCUGGACCCGCGGCACAGGUCUCAUGGCUGGCAACAACAUUGUCGCUGAAGGCAUCGAGAGGUACGGUGUUCGUACCUUCUCGCAGCAAGAGAUGGCCUUCAACUUGCUCGGCCUCAUGGCUCCUCCGAUUGUCAACCUCUGCCAGAUUGAGCCCGUCUGGGCUGAUCUGAAUGGCGGCUUCCAGUACAUUCCCAACCUCAAGGACCUCAUGACCGACCUCCGCAAGGAGUACAUGGAGACCAGCGAGGUCCGCAAAGCCGUUAUCAAGGAGAACGCCAUUGAGAACAAGAUUGUCAACGGCGAAGCGAGUGAGGCACUGUACAAGAAGGCCACCAUCCAGCCGAGAGCGAACCUGAAGUUUGAGUUCCCCAAGGUCCCCGACUGGGAGACUGAGGUCAAGCCGCUCAACAAUGACCUCAAGGGAAUGGUCGAUCUCGAGAAGGUUGUCGUCGUGACUGGUUUUGCUGAGAUAGGUCCAUGGGGCAACAGCAGGACUCGCUGGGAGAUGGAAGCUAACGGCGAGUUCUCGCUGGAAGGAUGCGUCGAGAUGGCUUGGAUGAUGGGGCUCAUCAAGAACCACAAUGGUCCUCUCAAGGGCAAGAGCUACUCUGGCUGGGUCGACGCCAAGACUGGAGAGCCCGUGGACGACAACGACGUCAAGUCCAAGUACGAGAAGCACAUCUUGGAUCACUCCGGCAUUCGUCUGAUUGAGGCUGAGCUAUUCAACGGGUAUGACCCGAAGAAGAAGCAGCUGCUCCAGGAAAUUCAGAUUGAGGAGGACCUCGAUCCGUUUGAGGCUUCCAAGGAGCUCGCCGAUGAAUUCAAGCGUCAGCACGGUGACAAGGUCGAGAUCUUCGAGCUUCCAGACUCUGGAGAAUACACCGUUCGACUAAGGAAGGGCGCUACCCUCAUGAUUCCCAAGGCCCUCCGAUUCGACCGUCUCGUCGCUGGUCAAGUCCCCACCGGCUGGGAUGCGAAGAAGUAUGGUGUCCCUGAUGACAUUAUCUCUCAAGUCGACCCUGUUACUCUCUUCGUCCUUGUCUCCACCGCGGAGUGUCUACUUUCCAGCGGUAUCACAGAUCCGUACGAGUUCUACAAGUAUGUCCACCUCUCCGAGGUCGGUAACUGCAUUGGUUCUGGUAUUGGUGGCACUACUGCUCUCCGUGGCAUGUACAAGGACCGUUAUCUCGACAAGCCCAUCCAGAAGGACAUUCUUCAGGAGUCUUUCAUCAACACCAUGAGUGCUUGGAUCAACAUGCUGCUCCUGUCUUCCACUGGUCCCAUCAAGACCCCUGUCGGUGCAUGCGCUACUGCCGUGGAGUCUGUCGAUAUCGGCUACGACACUAUCGUUGAGGGCAAGGCCCGCGUCUGCUUCGUCGGUGGCUUCGAUGACUUCCAGGAGGAAGGCUCAUACGAGUUCGCCAACAUGAAAGCUACCAGCAACGCUGAGGACGAGUUUGCUCAUGGUCGCACGCCCAAGGAGAUGUCUCGUCCGACUACCACUACCAGGAACGGCUUUAUGGAAUCGCAGGGUUGCGGUAUGCAGGUCAUCAUGGACGCCAGACUCGCCUUGGAUAUGGGUGUCCCGAUUUACGGUAUCCUCGGCUUCACUGCUACGGCCACUGACAAAAUUGGCCGCUCCGUCCCUGCACCAGGCAAAGGUGUUUUGACAACUGCACGCGAGAUGCCGUCCAAAUUCCCGUCUCCUUUGCUUGAUAUCAAGUACAGGAAGCGACAGAUGGAUCUACGCCGCAAGCAGAUCAAGCAGUGGCAGGAGUCAGAGCUUUUGUACCUCCAAGAAGAAGUUGCCGCCAUGAAGGAUGCCGCCGAAAACUUCAACGAGUCCGAAUACCUUCAAGAGCGCGCCGCCCAUAUCGAGCGGGAAGCCAAGCGACAGGAGAAGGACGCCCUCAACAGCCUCGGCAACGCCUUCUGGAAGCAGGACUCGCGCAUUGCCCCUCUCCGUGGCGCCCUUGCCACAUGGGGCCUCACCAUUGACGACCUCGACGUCGCCUCUUUCCACGGUACUUCAACUGUUGCGAACGACAAGAAUGAGUCGGACGUCAUCUGCCACCAGAUGCGCCACCUCGGCCGCACCAAGGGCAAUGCUCUGCUCGGUAUCUUCCAGAAGUACCUUACCGGUCAUCCCAAGGGUGCGGCUGGUGCCUGGAUGUUCAACGGCUGCUUGCAGGUCCUCAACUCCGGUCUCGUGCCGGGCAACCGCAAUGCCGACAAUGUGGACAAGGUGAUGGAGCAGUUUGACUACAUCGUUUACCCGUCUCGUACUCUUCAGACGGAUGGCGUCAAGGCUUUCUCCGUCACUUCGUUCGGCUUCGGUCAGAAAGGUGCCCAGGCCAUCGGUAUCCAUCCCAAGUAUCUUUUCGCUACUCUCGACCACGCUGAAUACGCCACCUACAAACAGAAGGCCGAGGCUCGCCAGAAGAAGGCUUACCGAUACUUCCACGACAGUCUCAUCAACAACACCAUGUUCCGUGCUAAGGACAAGGCGCCGUACGAGGACGAGAAGAUGCAAGAAGUCUUCCUCAACCCGCGUGCGCGCGUCACUGUCGACAAGAAGACCGCCAAGUACUCGUAUCCCAAGAAGUUCGUCGACGCUCCGAAGAAAGACGCCAAAACUGAGGAGACGAGGAAGAUGCUUGAGUCCAUCACCCAAGCUACCGCUUCCGCCAACACCAAUGUCGGCGUGGAUGUCGAGAAGAUCGAUGCGAUCAACAUUGAGAACGACACCUUCAUUGAGCGUAAUUUCACCGCCCAAGAGAUUGCGUACUGCCAGAAGGCAGCCAGCCCUCAGUCAAGCUUCGCUGGCAGAUGGUCAGCCAAGGAGGCUGUGUUCAAGUCGCUCGGUGUGAAGGGCCAGGGUGCUGGCGCCGCGCUGAAGGACAUUGAGAUUACAAGCGAUGAGAAUGGAGCUCCCGCUGUCAAGCUAUAUGGAGCCGCUGAACAAGAAGCGGAGCGUGUCGGUGUCAAGAAGGUCAGCAUCAGCAUCAGCCACUCGGACGAUCAGGCCGUUGCUGUGGCCGUGGCCUCAUUCUAGAGGUAGACC
Trematosphaeria pertusa is the source of this 5752-nucleotide messenger RNA. Its product is annotated as fatty acid synthase-like protein. The coding region runs from base 146 to 5743 and encodes 1865 amino acids. Gene Ontology annotation, molecular function: holo-[acyl-carrier-protein] synthase activity; 3-oxoacyl-[acyl-carrier-protein] reductase (NADPH) activity; 3-oxoacyl-[acyl-carrier-protein] synthase activity. Gene Ontology annotation, biological process: long-chain fatty acid biosynthetic process. The transcript is spliced from 3 exons. The record is from RefSeq and is a predicted model, not a curated record. Lineage: Eukaryota; Fungi; Ascomycota; Dothideomycetes; Pleosporales; Trematosphaeriaceae. Gene Ontology annotation, cellular component: fatty acid synthase complex.